AUGGUCAAGCGAAAGAGGUCGCGCGAGGACGAUCUUGAGGCGAAGCUCGCCGACUACAAAAAGGAGAUUUUCAGGGCCAUCAAAGGCGCAAAGGGCCUCGAGCGUCAACGGUACAGCAAACGCUUGCGCGAUGACAAGGCGUCGCCAGACAAGGCCAAGCGGUUGGAGAGGGAGAUUUUAGUGUUAAAGUCCCUCGACCUCCAGCAAACCGCCGACGCACACCUCCACUCCUCGCUACUCAAGAUCAAGCAGAUCGCCGAAAGCCCCGCUCUCCCCGAAGAGAUUAAGCAGGGCGUGCCAAAACCGGAUUUGUCUGAGGAGGAGAAGGCGGCGCUGCAUAACGUCACGAGCGGCUUGUUCAACCGCCCGCAUGUCCGGGAGGCCGUUGACAAGGCGGUGCGGGGCGUUUGCCUAAUCCUCAACGUACCUAUACCAGACAAGAAGAGCAAAAAGGGGAAGAAGGAUUCUGCUGCCGCCGCUGAGAACAAGAAGCAAUCAAAGGAUGAGGUCGACGAUGAACCUAGGGAAUCGAAGAAGGCGAAGUUGGUGGAUGCAAAGGAUGUAUCCGCGAAACCCAAGGCCGAAUCUAAACCGAAAGAGACGGUGGUAGAGGCAGAGGAGGAACCGAACCCAUUUGACGAGAUGGACGACGAGAUCCCAACGGAAAGCGAUGCCUCGGACGGCGGAAAGAACGCAGACGUCGCCGACGACGAGGAGAUCGAUUCAGACGAAGAAGAAGAGGAAAAGGCCCUGUCCAAGAUGGAAGCCAUGCUCGGCGGCUCCGACUCGGAAGAAGACAGCCCCGACGAGGAUCUCAAGGCCAGGUACAAGGCUUUACUAAGUGAAGUCGCCGACGAAGGGGACACGGCCGACGACGAGAGCAACAGCGACGACGAAGACGAGGACGAGGACGAAGAGAUGGCGGACCCGGACUCUGACGCAGAAGACAGCGGCAACGACUCGGACCGCCAACGCCGCAUCAACGCCGCCAACGUCUCCCUCUCCCCGGAACCGGAACCGAGCAGCAGCAGCAGCAAAGAGAAGAAAGUCAAGCGCGCCAAAAAGCCCACAGGCCGGCCCGGCGAGACGACGUUCCUACCCUCGCUCAUGGGCGGGUACAUUUCAAACUCCGAGUCCGAGGCCUCGGACCUCGACCUCGCGCCGCCCAAGAAGCGGCUCGGCCAGAAACAGCGCCAGGCCAUCUGGGAGAAGAAGUACGGCGCGUCGGCGAACCACGUCAAGAAGCAGGCCAACGGGCAGAGAGGGGCGGGCGGCGCGAGGGAUAGCGGGUGGGAUAUGAGGAAGGGUGCCGUGGGUGCCGACGAGGACGGCGGAGCGAGGAAGCCUUGGAAGAAGGGCGUUUCGAACCCGUUGGGCGGCGGCGGCGGCGGCGGCGGCAAGGGUAGGGAUCGCGGGGGUAGAGGUGAGGAGAAGAAGAAGGCGAGGGCGCCGCCCAAGAAAGACGAUGAGGGGAUUUUGCAUCCCAGUUGGGAGGCGAGGAAGAAGGCCAAGGAGGCGCAGACUACGGCUGCGUUCACGGGUACAAAGAUUACUUUCUAG
This is a messenger RNA of Colletotrichum tamarilloi, 1560 nucleotides long. RefSeq names its product NADH-ubiquinone oxidoreductase 30.4 kDa subunit. The coding region runs from base 1 to 1560 and encodes 519 amino acids. Gene Ontology annotation, cellular component: 90S preribosome; nucleus. Gene Ontology annotation, biological process: maturation of SSU-rRNA. The transcript has 2 exons. The record is from RefSeq and is a predicted model, not a curated record. Lineage: Eukaryota; Fungi; Ascomycota; Sordariomycetes; Glomerellales; Glomerellaceae.